GAAACUCUUAUUGGCCUGAUGUGCUGAAAAUUCAACAACUCCUCAAGCAUGACUUGUAGCUUUAAAUUGGGGAAGGCUACCAAUAGGCUAAGUAUCAUCAUUAUUCAAUUAACCAACUGGGACAGAAAUAGAACAGCGUCACCCAUGCCUCUCUCUAAAGCAAUCGCAUCGAACAAACUGCGAUAGCCUACAGUUUGAGCGGCACUUAAUUUCUUUGAAGACGUAAACGCAUGAUGAACUGCAGAUUUGAGGGCUUGGCUCUAGGAAGCUAAGUCAUUGAGGCCUACCCAUAGGCUAGUGUACCAGUCUGUUUAUUAAUUGGCCCUGGCCUACUCGCAGGGCAUAGGACUGUUAUUUGUUUUCUCACGAUGUGGCAUAUUUGGUUAUUCAAAGUAGCAGUUUAUUGUGGAUAUGUGGUUGCAUCUGCGGAAACUGACAAAAGUUUGGAGGAAAAGGGGCAACUUCAUCUCCAGAGGCUGCAACAGUUUGCAAGUCAACCACGCUACGGUGAAUGCUGGUCACGAGCCUUGGAGAAAAUCCAUACAAGAUGUCGGGAAUUUACGGAUGAGACUCAAAGCAAAAUAGCCUUGGCUUUCACGCACUGUCACCUUAGAAGAUCAGACCGACCUUUUCCAGAAUGUCCAGAGGGCAGUGAAAUCCGCUUCUGCACCCGUGACAUGGAUCCUGUUGCUUUCAAUACGUACACUGAAUUUUUCACUCAUGCCCAUAGUAUCUGCCACUACUUGCAAAGUGAGCGCUGGCAGCAUCGUGCUGAGAAUACAAUUCACAGGCUGACUGAAAGUUCAGCAGGAGUGGCUGAGAGGUUGGUGUCCACACAACGCAUGGCAGAGGACCUUAUGAAGGCUCAGAAUGCUGCCCUCAGGUCCCAGGAGACUAUCCUACGCAACGGAGAAGACCUCAAGACCACGUUACUCAGCUCCACUCAAGGAAUGAGAAACAUUUUUGAAGAGAUGAGUUCUUCGGUGCGCGAACAGCAGGUGGCAUUUGCUGAAAUCUUCAACCGAGUGGCCUUCUUGCAGAGCUUCAUCAUGUCUGAGUCGCACACUCUGAGCUGUGUGCUCUAUAACAGUCUGGCGUUCAUCGCUGCUUUCCUCCUCACAUCUGCACAGCGCAUUUCGAGAGCCAGGUUUGUCCUUUUUGGACUGGUGGCUCUAAAUGUAUACCUCGAAAGAUGGAUAUGUAAGACUGUACUUGAUGGUGACAAUCCUGGAUACCAACAGAUGGAGCAAAUCGGCUAUUUAGUUGCUAUCCUUAGAAGAACCAUGGUUCUCAUUGGACUGCUGGUUCUGGUGUAUGUGGCUGUGCGGUACCGUAAUGUAAACAGAGAAAGCUUGGAGAUAUUGAAUCAGCUGAAGGAAACCCAUUCAAAUCUCCAGCAGGCCUUAUAUAAAGCAGAGUGUCUUUCAGAAGCAGUAGGUGGGCAAAGGCAUAUUUGGAAAGACAACGUGGGCAGUCCAGCCCAUUCAUGUAAGAGCUCUUUUCAAAAUACUGCAUUGACCUUCAUGGAGAGCCCGUCCUUGUCUGAAUCCCAUGAAGGCUGGCUGCAUGAAAGUAUUGAUCGGCCAGGUCAGGCCUCUGCCUCCCAUGAGUCCAGACGGUCUCAGAGAUCCUCUGGCUCACGUGUCAAACAAUCAUCUGCUCUGGUCUACAGUGUGAUGGUGGAGGACAAACAGCAAAGGUAUAGUCUACGCAGUCGAAAGUCCCUCUCCACUUCUGACCAAAGAAAAUGACUGAGAUUUGUGUAACACUUUUCUUUUUU
Messenger RNA from Alosa alosa (allis shad), 1780 nucleotides. RefSeq lists its product as uncharacterized. The record is from RefSeq and is a predicted model, not a curated record. Bases 369 to 1751 code for a protein of 460 amino acids. NCBI's taxonomy places the organism in Eukaryota, Metazoa, Chordata, Actinopteri, Clupeiformes, Clupeidae. The transcript is spliced from 9 exons.